AUGAAGUAUACCGCUCUUUUCGCAUCUUUUGCUGCCCACGCUGCUGCCGUCAGUGUCUCGGGUGCCGCUGAGGGUUUCGCCAAGGGCGUUACUGGUGGUGGCUCUGCUACUGCUGUCUACCCCAGCAGCAACGACGAGCUAGUCUCGUACCUUGGUGAUAGCGAGGCUCGUGUGAUUGUCCUGUCCAAGACCUUCGACUUCCGCGGCACUGAGGGUACUACCACCUCCACGGGUUGCGCUCCUUGGGGUACUGCCUCCGGUUGUCAGGUUGCCAUCAACCAGAAUGACUGGUGCACCAACUACGAGCCGCAAGCGCCCUCCGUCUCCGUUACCUAUGACAAAGCCGGUAUUUUGGGUAUCACCGUCACCUCUGAUAAGACUAUCAUUGGAGAGGGCUCCAAGGGCACCAUCAUGGGCAAGGGCCUUCGUAUCGUCAGCGGCGUCAGCGGCGCCAGCAACAUUAUCAUCCAGAACAUUGCCAUCACCGAUAUCAACCCCGAGUACGUCUGGGGUGGUGACGCCAUCACCAUCAACGACUCCGACAUGGUCUGGAUUGACCACGUUACUACUGCUCGCAUCGGUCGUCAGCACAUUGUCCUGGGCACCGAGGCCUCCAAGCGCGUGACCAUCUCCAACAGCUACAUCAACGGCUACUCCACCUGGUCCGCCACAUGUAACACCUACCACUACUGGGCAAUCUACCUCGACGGAUCCAACGACCUGGUGACCCUGAAGGGUAACUACAUCUACCAUACCAGCGGCCGCAGCCCCAAGAUCCAGGGUAACACUGUCCUGCACGCUGUCAACAACUACUGGUACGACAACACGGGCCAUGCCUUUGAGAUCGGUAGCGGCGGCUACGUCUUGGCUGAAGGGAACGUCUUCCAGAACAUCGACACCAUCGUCGAGGCUCCCAUCGAUGGGGCUCUCUUCACUGCCCCCUCCGCCGCCGAGAACAAGGUGUGCAGCACCUACCUUGGCUGUGUCUGCCAGGUCAACGGAUUCGGUAGCUCUGGUACCUUCUCGCAGAGCGAUACUGGCUUCUUGUCUAACUUUGAGGGCAAGAACAUUGCUACUGCUUCUGCUUACACUUCCGUUGUCUCGACUGUUAACGCCAAUGCUGGACAGGGUAAAGUGUAA
Molecule: messenger RNA, 1140 nt
Organism: Penicillium cinerascens
Lineage: Eukaryota; Fungi; Ascomycota; Eurotiomycetes; Eurotiales; Aspergillaceae
Product: polysaccharide lyase family 1 protein
Exons: 5
Coding region: 1-1140 (379 amino acids)
Molecular function (GO): pectate lyase activity
Source: RefSeq, a predicted model, not a curated record